This is a messenger RNA of Pipra filicauda (Wire-tailed manakin), 3276 nucleotides long. RefSeq names its product kinesin family member 19 (gene KIF19). The record is from RefSeq and is a predicted model, not a curated record. Gene Ontology annotation, molecular function: microtubule binding; ATP binding; microtubule motor activity. Gene Ontology annotation, biological process: microtubule-based movement. Bases 1 to 3213 code for a protein of 1070 amino acids. NCBI's taxonomy places the organism in Eukaryota, Metazoa, Chordata, Aves, Passeriformes, Pipridae. The transcript has 21 exons.
AUGGCUGCUGCCUCUGAACUGUUCAGUCUCCUGCCUCUGCAGCCUGAAGGGCUCCAGCUCCAUGUGCUCCUCCCUGGGCAAAUCCCCAGGCCAGAACUGGGAUCGUCCCACACCUCGGCCAUGAAGGAGCAGCAGCUGAUGGUGGCCCUUCGCAUCCGACCCCUCAGUGAGGCCGAAGUGGAGGAGGGAGCUGCGCUCGCUGCCCGCAGAGUGGGCGAGCAGAGGGUGGUCCUGAUGGACCCAAGUGAAGAUCCAGAUGACAUCCUGCGAGCCAACAGAUCCCGAGAAAAAACCUUUGUAUUUGACAUGGUUUUUGAUCACACAGCAACCCAGGAGGAAGUAUAUGUGUCCACGACCAAAAGCCUGAUAGAAGGAGUUAUUUCUGGAUACAAUGCAACCAUUUUUGCAUACGGUCCGACAGGAACAGGAAAAACCUACACGAUGCUGGGCACGGACAGUGAACCAGGGAUCUACAUCCGUGCUCUUGGUGACCUCUUCAAGGGCCUUGGAGCCACUGCUGAGGAGGUGGAUUACACAGUCUCCAUGUCCUACCUGGAGAUCUAUAACGAAGUGAUCCGUGACCUCCUGAACCCAUCCUCGGGGUUCUUAGACCUGAGAGAGGAUUCCAGAGGCAGCAUCCAGAUAGCAGGAAUUACAGAAGUCUCCACUACAAAUGCUCAGGAGAUCAUGCAGCUGCUGAUGAAAGGCAACAAGCAGCGCACGCAGGAGCCCACGGCGGCCAACGGGGCGUCCUCCCGCUCGCACGCGGCGCUGCAGGUGACGGUGACACGGAGGAGCCCACGGAAGGAGACUGGCGAGGAAGUGCGGGUUGGGAAGCUCUUCAUGGUCGACUUGGCAGGGUCAGAGAGAGCAGCUCAGACUCAGAACCGGGGCAAGAGGAUGAAGGAAGGAGCCCACAUCAACCGCUCCCUGCUGGCUUUAGGCAACUGCAUCAACGCUUUGAGCGAGAAGGGCGGGAGCCGGGCCCAGUUUGUCAACUUUCGAGACAGCAAACUCACCCGCCUGCUGAAGGAUUCCUUAGGGGGCAACAGCAGGACCGUUAUGAUUGCACACAUCAGCCCAGCCAGUUCCUCCUUUGAAGAAUCCCGAAUGACCCUGAUCUAUGCCUACCGAGCAAAAAACAUCAAGACACAGGUGAAGUGUAACCUGCAGAACGUCUCCUACCACAUGGACCAGUACACCGGCAUCAUCGUGGAGCUCCACAGGGAGAUCAAGUGUCUGAAGGCAAGGGUUGAGGACCAGGAGAAGGAGACAAGUGCAGCUGGCCCCGACCUCGGGGUUCUGCAAGCAGAGGGGCAGCAGGGCUCUGAGGCACCCAGCAGCCAAGCAAUGAGCACCUUGCGGGCGCAGCUGAUCGGGGCUUUCAGGGAGCAGAUGGAGAUGCGUCACAGCCUGAUGGAGCUGGAAAACACCAACAUUGAGCUGCACGUGGAUACCUGCAGGCACCUCCUAACAAUUGCUGACUGGGAACAAGAGAAGGCUGAGGUUGCAUGUAAGGAUGACGUGCCAGCAAAGGAGGAGAAAGGAGAAAUAGUGGAGGAGGAAGACAGGGAAGUGGAUGUCAUGAAUUCACCUGAACUGCAUGAAGUUACAGCAGCAAGAGAAGAGAUCAACCUGCUGCUGGCAGAACAACGCAAGACAGCGGCCCUGAAGACAGAGCUGGAGCAGCACUUAGCAAAUGCCAAGGAAAAAGCUUCCCAGAUGGAGGAGUUUUUCCCCAGACAAAUCACUAGUGAGGAUCAGCAGGAGGUGCUCAGGCUUCUCUGCAGAGCUCAUGAGCUUCAGCUUGGCAACACAGAGCUGCAGGCAAAUACACUGUACAGGGAGAAUCUAUUGUGCCAGAAGGAUUUUGUGAUCCAGCAACUGCAGCAGCACUUGUUACUCUGUGAAGAAAUUAUUCAGCAGCAACAUAUGCUGAUAAAAGCCCAGAACAUUCCUGUCCCAGAGACACUGGAGAGGUUACACCACCUGCACCUCUCUGAGCUGGAGGAGGGGGUGCUGAACCGCCUGCUGCUGCUACACUCAGCGAUGUCCAGCAUGCUCAGGCCCCACAAAAGCCCUUCUCUGGAUGUAAGUCAGCAUCUGGAUCCUAAUAAAGAUGAGAUCAGAAAGGGUCUGCCUGGGAACAUGAAGGAUAUUCCCUGGGGGGUGAAGUUUGACAUUCCCUCCAUCACCCUUGACUCAGACAGUGGCAGCUGCAGAUCAGCUAAAACAACACCCUGUAGGAAGGAGGGGUCUCUGGACACCCACAUCAGCCCAACUUUCUCUGGUUUGCCAAAAAGCCCAGCUCAGCAGCAGAAACCAACAGAUGUUGCUGCAGGGAAGUCGACUCCCAGGCUGCACUCCCCCACCUCUCUAGGCUUCCAUGGGAAAAAGUCACCUGCAGACAUUGCUGCUGUUCUAUGGAGUCCAGAGACCUUGGAGGAAAUUGCCACCAGCACCAAAAGCAUCUCCCUCAUUGCAGCCAGUCGCCGCUCCAGAGCCCAGCACAGAGACCCUGGGAGCAAAGCUACCCCAGUCCACACCUCUGUGGAGGAUGUGCUUGAGCUGAAGUAUCCAAAGGCCAAUUCUACCCCAGACUGUCAGACAAGAGACAGGGCAUGUAUUGGAGGGUUGCUGUUGGAGCCCACAGCUGGGAGCCAGCUGUGUUCCCCAGCCAGGGGAGAGCUGAGGAGCAGGAGAGACCAGGAGGUGUCUGCUGGGAGGACAGCCAGAAAGAAAAGAUCUCGCUCUCCUGAACCGAACUUCCACAGGAUCUCAAAUGCUAAGCCCUGGACUCCCUCAGGCCCCAACACAGACACAGGUUGCGAGAACCACCUGCGCCGAGCCAGCCUCUUCCAUCAGUCAAAAGCUGCGAGAAGUGUAUCCAUUGCCACAAAGGUCAGGGCUCCUGCCAGCCACCAGUCAGAGGGGACUCCACUCCAGGUGCUGCCAAAAGGCAAUGCUCCUGCAAGUGCCACCCAGCACAGCAAUGCUGAUCAUGUCAAAGGACAAGACCUCCAGAAACAAGUCAAGGGGCCUGCAGAUGGUGCCAGCAGGUGGCAAAAGCCACAGCCAGUCGCCCGCCUGGGGAGCCAGCCCAAGACUAAAUACAAGUCACCCAGGGAGCAGGAACUCUUUUUGGCCCCAAGGGAUUGCAAUUGCAAGACUGCUGGAAGUCAAGGAAGUGGAUGCAGGAGAAAUGUGCCUUAAAAUGUAUUUUGGCUUCUGUGUCGCGAUGCUGAAAAGCAGAGUGAAGGGCAAAGGUGUGGAUGC